Messenger RNA from Mangifera indica (mango), 1127 nucleotides. RefSeq lists its product as uncharacterized. NCBI's taxonomy places the organism in Eukaryota, Viridiplantae, Streptophyta, Magnoliopsida, Sapindales, Anacardiaceae. Bases 94 to 1002 code for a protein of 302 amino acids. Gene Ontology annotation, biological process: ribosomal small subunit biogenesis. The record is from RefSeq and is a predicted model, not a curated record. The transcript has 5 exons.
AUUUCGACCAGACCGACCAACGCGAUUCUCAAAAUCAAAGCACGAACACUUUGAAUUGAAGCUUUACGUUUUCUGAGUUCCAACUUAACGCAAAUGGAUUUGAUUUCAUUUUUCAAUAUAAAAGCCACCCAGAUUUUAAUUCCAGCAAUCACAAACACGAGUAGCUUCUUAGCUUCACCUCGUAACUUCAGAUUACCAGUUUCAAACAAGUCCUUCACUGUCCUUGCUAAGAAGAGAAACUCAAACUCCAAGUCUGAUUCACUUCUCAAACAAAAUUUAGUUGAAGAAGUGUUAAUGGACGAAGAGGAAGAUGUUCUUUUUGAAGACUUUGAAGAUGAGGAGAUAAUGGACGAUGAUGUUGGAGAUUAUUUUGAAGAUGAGUAUGCAGAAGAGGAUAGUGAAGUCUGUGCUGGGGAUGGAGGUGAAGGAGGUGGAAUAUCCCUUGCUGGGACUUGGUGGGAUAAAGAAGCUUUGGCUAUAGUAGAAGAUGUCUGUCUGUCUUUUGAUGGUGUCUUGAAAUUAUACGCAUUCAAGACUACGCGUAAUUGCAUUAUUCGAGUGCGCAUUGAGAAUAUGUCAAACAGGUCAGGUUCCCCGAGUAUGGAAGACAUUGAAGCUUUUUCUGCAACCUAUAGAGCUAAGCUAGAUGAAGCAGAGAAUGCAAAAUCCAUACCUGAGAACAUAUCUUUGGAGGUUUCAUCUCCUGGUGUUGAAAGGGUAGUUAGAAUUCCACAAGAGCUGGAACGGUUCAAGGAUCGACCUAUGUAUGUGAAAUAUGUCAGUGAAGUGGCUGCAACAGGUUCAUCUUCAGAAAGUGAUGGUGUUUUCAGGCUUAUCUCUUUUGACCUGGAAACACAAUGUUGCACCUGGGGUUUGGCAGAUGUGAGAAUUAACAGAGAAAAAGCAGGGAAAGGAAGACCACUCAGCAGAAAGCAACGGGACUGGCGUUUAGAUACAACAUUUGAUUCCUUGCGUUUGGUCCGAUUGUACUCUGAUUGUUGAAUUUUGUUUUCUAGUUAUUUUUUAAUCCAUUAAAUUAUGUGUUUUCAUCAGAAACUCCAUAAAGAAGCCAGGUAUGUUAACAUAAUGAGUUCUCUGAAUGCCAUUAGACAGGACCAAUCUGUGUA